Molecule: messenger RNA, 1271 nt
Organism: Capsicum annuum
Lineage: Eukaryota; Viridiplantae; Streptophyta; Magnoliopsida; Solanales; Solanaceae
Product: probable protein phosphatase 2C 58
Exons: 5
Coding region: 183-1022 (279 amino acids)
Biological process (GO): protein dephosphorylation
Cellular component (GO): nucleus; cytosol
Molecular function (GO): protein serine/threonine phosphatase activity
Source: RefSeq, a predicted model, not a curated record
GAAACGCGGUUUUGAAUAAAAAAUAGGUCAGCAUCAUCUUUCAUAAUUCACAUGGUCUCUUAGUCAAUGGGAUUUAUACUUGCACAUAUAUAUCUACAUAAAUUUUCAUCAUUACAUAAAUAAUUCUAUAGUAUACUUAUAUAAUCAUUCCAACAUACUUGUUCUGAAAAGCUAUUUCAAUCAUGACUGGUGGAAGAGAAAUCUUGCACAAGAUGAAGGAAAAGGCAUGUUUUAUUUCUUCCAUGCCAGACUCGCCAGCAUCAAAGCGGAUCACUCACGGCUCCCACCUGGUGAAGGGAAAGUCUAAUCAUGCCAUGGAAGAUUGUUUAGUUUGUGAGUUUAAGCAAGUCAAUAACAACGAGUUGGGACUAUUUGCGAUCUAUGAUGGACAUAUGGGCCAUGAUGUGGCUAACUACUUGCAAACACACUUGUUUAACAAUAUUUUGAAAGAGCAUGACGUUUGGAUGGAUACUGUGAGUGCAACUCGUAGAGCUUAUCAAAAAACAGACAAAGAUAUUCUAGAAAAAGCAUUCCAAUUGGGAAAAGGAGGGUCAACUGCAGUUACUGCAAUGUUGAUCAAUGGUCAAACGCUUAUAGUUGCAAAUGUGGGAGAUUCUCGAGCAGUCAUAUCCAAGAAAGGUGUUGCUCAGCAGCUAUCAAUUGAUCACGAGCCAAACAGAGAAAGGGAGAUAAUUGAAAGCAAAGGCGGAUUUGUUUCAAACAUUCCAGGUGAUGUACCUCGUGUUGAUGGACAGCUUGCUGUUGCCAGGGCAUUUGGAGACAAGAGUUUGAAGAGACAUCUUAGUUCAGAUCCAGAUGUGGCAAUUGAGCUGAUAGAUAAUGAUGUAGAUCUCAUCAUUUUGGCAAGCGAUGGUCUGUGGAAGGUAAUGUCCAACCAAGAGGCAGUAGACUGCAUUAAGAACAUGAAAGACGCGAAAGCAGCAGCUAAACAUUUGUCAGAAGUCGCGAUUUCAAGGAAAAGCAAGGAUGAUAUUUCUUGCAUAGUUGUCAAGUUCCAGUGAAAAGUGAGUCCUUUUGCAAGUAACAUAACUGGGCUGUACAAUUUUUUUUGAAAUGAAAACACUUUCAAUGCUGAACAUUGCUUUGUUAAGUUGAAAAUAUGUCCAGUGAAUCAAAGAUCAGUGGCAUCCAGACUUUUCCCUUGUAUAAGUUGUUGUAAAAUGUAUUCAAUGUUGAGUACUUGUAUAUUCAUUUUCUCAGACAAAUAUGUUACAUUUCCUCUAAGCACAGUCUGUAUUUAUUUCUCAAAA